Molecule: messenger RNA, 5138 nt
Organism: Nerophis ophidion (straightnose pipefish)
Lineage: Eukaryota; Metazoa; Chordata; Actinopteri; Syngnathiformes; Syngnathidae
Gene: add3b
Product: adducin 3 (gamma) b
Exons: 15
Coding region: 381-2429 (682 amino acids)
Biological process (GO): barbed-end actin filament capping
Cellular component (GO): postsynaptic density; cytoskeleton; plasma membrane
Molecular function (GO): actin filament binding
Source: RefSeq, a predicted model, not a curated record
UCGUCCCGCUUCCCGGCGAGGAUGCCUCGUGGGUGGACAGGGCCAGGUCACGUGGUCACUUUUCCUUUUUUUUCCUCCCCGCCCCCCCACUCCUCCAACUCCUCCCACUCCUCUUUCCUACAGAAACACACCCACGUCCUCCCGGCAGCUUCUCUCCUCUGCACUCGCCUCCUUCUGGAUGCCGUUGUCCGCAGAAUGUUUCCACAACACGGAUAAUAAUCUACCAUGCUUUGUCUUUAAAACACCUUCCUUCCCCCGGAUCGUGUUUGCGGGAGCGGCGGGAAAGAUUUCCACCGCCGCGUCGUCCAGGCAACUCUUGAGAUUCAAGGAGAAGCGUGGGAGGCGGUGAAUAGACGGGGAAAAAAAAAACCUGCAGUAAGAUGAGCCUGGUGGAGGUGAGGCAAUUGGCGGGAUCGUUGACCCUGUCCCUAUCCAGCGACAACUCCAAGGAGCGCUGCUAUGAGAGCGAUCCGGAUAGCCUCCGGAGCCGGGCCAUGUCUCCGGACCUGAGGCAGGACUUUAACAUGAUGGAGCAGAAGAAGAGGGUCACCCACAUCCUGCAGAGUCCGGUGUUUAAAGACGAGCUGGAAGGCCUGAUUCAGGACCAGCUGACAAAGGGCAACAACCCCACGGGUCUCCUGGCCCUGAGACAGAUCGCCGACCUGGUCAUGGCCAGCGCCGUGGGAGGGGCCGGGCCCUUGACGUCGCCCAUCAGCUUGGGAAUGGUCCCGCCAAUUAACGACUUGUACGCCGCGGAGUCGCCAUCCUUCGCCAAAGGAGAGAAGCCGAGCCGCUGUAGGCUGGCCAGCCUCUACAGGCUUGUUGACCUUUUCAGCUGGGCUCGCUUCACAAGCUCCUACAUCACCGUGCGUGUCAACAAAGAGCAGGACCAUGUUCUUAUCAGCCCGAGGGGUCUUUCUUUUGCCGAGGUGACCGGAGCAGCUUUGGUUAAAGUGAACAUGAUUGGCGAUGUUGUGGACCAGGGCUCUACCGAUCUGGGUAUCGAUCACUUCGGAUUCGCGCCCCACGCCGCCAUCUACGCCAUGCGGCCCGACUUGAGAUGUAUCGUCCACGUCCACACCCCCGCCACAGCUGCCGUGUCUUCAAUGAAGUGUGGAAUACUGCCCAUUUCCCAGGAGGCCUUGCUUCUUGGAGACGUGAGCUGCUUCGGUUACCACGGCAGCCUGGAUAAUAGAGAGGAGAAGGUGGAGUUUCAGAAAGCCCUGGGCCCGACUGCCAAGGUCAUGAUCUUGAGAAAUCACGGGCUGCUGGCCCUAGGAGAAACCGUGGAGGAAGCCUUCCACUACAUGUACCACUCCCAGCAAGCGUGUGAAAUCCAGGUGCGGGCUUUGGCGUGCUCCGGCGGCGCGGACAACCUGGUGCUCCUGGACAGAGAGAGGUUCAAACCGCUGACACAGGGAGUGGCUGCUGCCGGAGUGCUCAUGAGCAACGACUUCAAGUGGAAAGUGGGGGAGGCUGAGUUUGAGUCCCUGAUGAGGAUGCUGGACAACCUGGGCUACAGAACAGGCCACUCUUACAGGAACCCCAUUGUCCGUGAAAAGCCCAGGUCGAAGAACGACGUGGAGAUCCCCGCCACCGUGUCUGCGGUGACAGCGGAGGACGAGGACUCGGGCCUGCGCAGCCCCUUCAAGUUCAUGGUGCAGAAGAAGCAGCGCGAGCGCACCAGGUGGCUCACCUCGCCCAACAGCUACUUGAGGGUGAACAUGCCGGAGCAGUCUCCCAGCGGGGACGUCAGCCCCAGAACCAAAACAAUGUGGAUGAGGUCUUCAGAACCAGGCAAGAGCGUGGGCACGCCGAUAAAGAUUGAAGACCUGAACCAAUUCGUCCCACUCAACACUGACCCCACAGAGGUUUUACACAAGAGGAACCGAAUAAAAGAGCAGCACAGAGGAGACCAGAUGACCGCAGGUCCCAAGUCCCAGUUACUGGCAGGCAUUGUUGUGGACACCGUACCAGGACCCGCUUUCAUCAUUGAGGAUGAGGAGCAUACUCGCUCCCUGCCCCCGAACCCUUUCAACCAUCUGACAGAGGAGGUGCUGAAGGAGUACAAGAACAUGGUGGAACGCAAGCAGCAAGGCCAAGACGACGACGAAGACGCCACCGAUGCAGAAGAGAUGACCACCUUUGACGGCUCGACAAUUUCCCUUUCACUCUCUCCCAUGAUGACGCCAACCAAGCAAGACUCCAUAACCAACGGGAAAGACCAGGCGUCAGACCUGGAGGAGGACCUGAGCACGGAGGUUUCCAAGCUGAGCCUGAGCACUUCCGAGUCGCUGGAAACCUCCACCGCCACCAAGGGGGAGGUGCAGACUCCGGAGAGCCAAGCCAAGAAGAAGAAGAAGACGAAGUUCCGCACGCCGUCCUUCUUGAAGAAGAGCAAGAAGAAAAGCGAAGCGUGCGUGCAUUAACGCCGGGGUAAAAAACGCCUUCUCAGACGUCCCAGAACAAGUGAAAGAUAGCCGUGGUUCUCUGACGCUCUCUUUUUUUUUGUAACGAUAUUCCCUUUUUUUGCACAAACUCCUCAUGAAUGUAUCCUAAACUAGCACGUGGCUACCAAGUGUAAAAGAAACAUUCCAGACGGUCGACUAUUAGACGAGUGUGUGCGCUCUGGUUACCCGUGAAAUACUAAAACUCUUGUACUAAACGCGCUGUGACUACAGUCGUGCUCAUAAGUUGACAUAGCCUGGGAGGAUUGAUCAUUUCUUUGCCAUUCUUCAGAGAAUAGGAAUGAUAACAAAGAAAACCUUUCUUCCACUCAUGCUUAAUGGUUGUGUGAAGCUCUUAUAAUCGGCAAACAACUGUGUUUACUCUUUUUAAAUCAAAAUGACAAAAGAAAGUACCCAAAUGACCCCGAUUAAAAGUUUACAUACCCCAGUGACAUGCACAAAAGUUGACACAAACAGGUUUAAAUGGCUAAUCAAGGUUCCAAUCCUCACCUGUGACCUGUUUGUUUGUAAUUAAUGUGUGUGUAAAAGGUCGGUGAGUUUCUGGGCUUCUGACAGACCAUUGCAUCUUUCAUCCAGUGCCGCACAGAUCUUUCCGGAUUCCGAGUCAUGGGGAAGGCAAAAGAAUUGUCACAGGAUCUGCGAGGAAAGGUAAUUGAACUGCAUAAAACAGGAAAGGGGGUAUAAAAAAGACAUCCAAGGAAUUGAUAAUGCCAAUCAGCAGUGAUCAAACGCUGAUUAAGAAGUGGAAAAUGAGGGAUUCAGGUAGACCGGUAAAGUUUUCGGCCACAACUGCCAGGAAAAUUGUUGGAGAUGCAAAUAAAAAUCCACAAAUAACUUCAGCUGAAAUACAGAACUCUCUGGAAAAACUGUGGUGUGGCUGUUUCAAGAUGCACAAUAAGGAGGCAAUUGAAGAAAAAUGGGCUGCAUGGUCGAGUCGCCGGAAGAAAGCCAUUUCUGCGCAAAUGUCACAAAGUAUCCCGCUUGAAGGCAACACAUGAUGUAAGAGUCUAUAUUAGCUGGGAUGAGAAUCAGCACCUCCAAGUCAGAGUCCAUGGUUCUCGCCCGGAAAAGGGUGGAGUGCCAUCUACGGGUUGGGGAGGAGAUCAAGUACCUCAGAGUCUUGUUCACGAGUGAGGGAAGAGUGGAUCGAGAGGUCGACAGACGGAUCGGUGCGGCGUCUUCAGUAAGGCAGACGCUGUAUCGAUCCGUUGUGGUGAAGAAGGAGCUGAGCCGGAAGGCAAAGCUCUCAAUUUACCGGGGGAUCUACGUUCCCAUCCUCUCCUAUGGUAAUGAUCUUUGGGUUAUGACCGAAAGGACAAGAUCACGGGUACGAGCGGGCAUGGGGAAGACCCAGGACACGUUGGGAAGACUAUGUCUCCCGGCUGGCCUGGGAACGCCUCAGGAUCCCCCGGGAGGAGCUCGUUUUUGAUUGAUUGAAACUUUUAUUAGUAGAUUGUACAGUUCAGUACAUAUUCCGUACAAUUGACCAUUAAAUAGUAACACCCGAAUAAGUUUUUCAACUUGUUUAAGUCGGGGUCCACGUUAAUCAAUUCAUGGACCAAGUGGCUGAGGAAAGGGAAGUCCGGGCUUCCCUGUUCAGGCUGCAGAUGAGGUUGUUCGGGCAUCUGGUCAGGAUGCCACCUGAACGCCUCCCUAAGGAGGUGUUCAGGGCACAUCCAACCGGUAGGAGACCACGGGGAAGACCCAGGACACGUUGGGAAGACUAUGUCUCCCGGCUGGCCUGGGAACGCCUUGGGAUCCCCCGGGAAGAGCUGGACGAAGUGGCUGGGGAGAGGGAAGUCUGGGCUUCCCUGCUUAGGCUGCUGCCCCCGCGGAAAAAGAUGGAUGGAUGUUUAUUGGGAUAAGGUAAACAUCCAUCCAUCCAUUUCUACCACUUGUCCCUUUUGCGGUCGCAUCUGUUCAGUAUUUUAACAUAAAAGUGUUUGACUGUGAGGCUUCAAAAGCCACAGAAUGCAACGGCUCCAUCAGACACCCAAACACUGGCUUAGUAACCACAAUACCUGUAUAUUGAUUGAUUGAUUGAAACUUUUAUUAGUAGAUUGUACAGUUCAGUACAUAUUCCCUACAAUUGACCACUAAAUGGUAACACCCCAAUACGUUUUUCAACUUGUUUAAGUCGGGGUCCACGUUAAUCAAUUCAUGGACCAAGUGGCUGAGGAAAGGGAAGUCCGGGCUUCCCUGUUUAGGCUGCUGCCCCCGUGACCCGACCUAGGAUAAGCGUAAGAAGAUGGAUGGUUGGAUAUCCCGCUUACAUUACGCCAAACAGCACAGAGACAAGCCUCAAAACUUCUGGAACAAAGUCAUUUGGAGUGAUGAGAUCAAAAUUGUAUUUUCUGGCCACGCGACCAUGCAGCCCAUUUUUCUUCAAGGGCCUCCCUUAAAUCCUCCCAGGGUAUGUCAACUUACGAGCACAGCUGUUUGACGUAAUAAUAGGCUGCUUGCAACGUUCGCCAUCCAUCAUGUGACCUACAAUGUGAAGCUGUGUAAAUAGUUUUGCUAUAACGUGACCGCACAAUCGUAACACUUUGUUUUAACACCACCAUGUUUUUUUUAUAUGUCUUCGGCCGGGUUAUUACCUUUUAUGACGACGUGGUUGAUGUUUAAAGACGGCAGGGCGUCCGCUAUGAAAUAAAAGCCUGGUCCCAACUA